AUGGCAUCCACCGUCGCCUCCGCCAUCCGCCCAAGUCUGCGCGAAGCAUCGUCACGCCAGCAAUCCGGCAGUCCUCAUACGCCCACCAGUCGUUUUCUCUCCUCUGCCCAGUCAUCGCCGGGCUCGUACUCUUUUCGCGCCGAAGAAGAUCCCAUUAUCAUCGAGCUCGACCCUCGCGGCCUCAGUGCCGGCUUUCAGGGCGAAAGUGGCCCGCAGUGUUUCAUCCCAUUCACCUCUCAGAGUUCGAGACGAGUAGGGGAUUAUCGCACGUUUCUGCCAGAGUUCAGAAGACGUAGGCAAGAUGUGGCAUCCAAGAGUAAGGAGUAUGAAUUGUGGAGAAACGAUCUGAAAGAUGUCGAUUUGGAUCUGCUGGAGGAUAAGUUGGAACGGGCGGUUCGGGAAGCGUACAACAAAUAUCUGUUAGUGGAUGCAGGUACUGCGCGGUUGGUGUUGGUCUUGCCUUCACUAGUGCCUCAUCCGGUGUUGUCAACAGCCUUGACGCUGCUAUUCGAGAGAUGGAAGUACUCUACUAUCACACUAUUACCCGCACCGACCAUGGCCAUCGUUGGAGCGGGUUUGCGAUCGGGUCUCGUGGUGGAGGUUGGCUGGGAGGAGACGGUGAUCACGGCAAUUUACGAGUAUCGCGAAAUAAAUGUUCGCCGGAGUGUUCGCGCCAUGAAGGCUCUGACUAUCAAGAUUGGAGCACUGUUGGAGAGUGUCAAAAAAGAACAGGACGAGUCGAUUCGGGAUUCACUUGUGCUAGAUUUUAACUUUAUCGAAGAGUUCGUGGACCGCGCUGGUGCAUGCCAUGCGUUGUUUCCAGACACACCAGACGAUCUCUCAGCGAGGACGAAAGCUUUGAAUCUUGAAGACCAACAACAUACUGUUGCAAUUGGCGAUGACGCAGCAAGCAUGGUGAUCGACUGGCCCACUGACACAUCCUCUCGACCCAUCGCUGUCUCCAAACAGGCACUGUGCCAGGCAUCUCUCGACACACUAGUAACACCAAAGAACGAAGAACACAGGGACGAUCAUGAACAAUCCAUAAGUCAGCUCUUGUACACAACGCUUCUGACCGUAUCGUCGGAUGUCCGGAGUAUCUGCAUGUCAAGGAUCAUCUUCCUAGGCAGGGGUUCAGCUGUGGCAGGCUUGUCGCAACAAGUGCUCGACACGACCAAUUCCAUCAUCGGCGAGCACGGAUGGACGCCGAUCAGAGGGAAGCAUAUGACGGCAAAGCGGAGUAGCUUCGCAGAGCUUGCUCAAGCGAGAGCUGCUCCCCCUGAUGCUCGACACGAUGUCAACCCUCCCGGAGCCGAUGACUUUGUUGAAGCACGGCUCUUCAAACAGAAAUCGAAGGAUGUAUACCAACCUGUUGCUGCCGUCUUGCGACAGGUCGAGUCUCUCGGACCUUGGGCCGGUGCGAGUCUUGUUGCUAGUUUGAAGGCGAAAUCCUUUGUCGAGAUCGAGAGGGAGAGAUUUCUCUCUCAUGGACUGGCUGGAGCGCAUCGUGAUCUGGAUCCUGGUGCUCUUCAUCAACAACGCACCACUGCAACGAAAGGCAGCGAGAGAACGAGCUGGACAUUGGCAGGAUGGGGUUGA
This is a messenger RNA of Cladophialophora psammophila CBS 110553, 1599 nucleotides long. RefSeq lists its product as uncharacterized. The coding region runs from base 1 to 1599 and encodes 532 amino acids. The record is from RefSeq and is a predicted model, not a curated record. NCBI's taxonomy places the organism in Eukaryota, Fungi, Ascomycota, Eurotiomycetes, Chaetothyriales, Herpotrichiellaceae. The transcript has a single exon.